AUGGGCCCAGAUCGUGAUUCAAAGUCGUUUGGUACUCUCUUGAAGGAACUGCUCACUGGAGGAGCAAUGUACUUCUUGAGUGUGAUCUCUGUGGCAUUCAUAAACAUGAUGCUACUACUCUCUGAACCGACCCCUUUGAAUGGCAUCUUCUUGACCCUAGAAGGAGUUCUCUGCUGCGUUAUAAGCAACCGUCUUCUCUUGCAAAUUCGGCGAGUCGACAGCAGGCAACGCGCUGCUGAGGUCUCAGCUCAGAUCGAGUCGAUGAACUUUACACCGAAUCCUGCAAUCUUCCACGACGAACCUUCCCUGGUCCCGGAUGGCGAAAUUAGUUCUUUAGAGACUGUUGGCUCUUCAUAG
Molecule: messenger RNA, 357 nt
Organism: Fomitiporia mediterranea MF3/22
Lineage: Eukaryota; Fungi; Basidiomycota; Agaricomycetes; Hymenochaetales; Hymenochaetaceae
Exons: 5
Coding region: 1-357 (118 amino acids)
Source: RefSeq, a predicted model, not a curated record